This is a messenger RNA of Solanum dulcamara, 4075 nucleotides long. Its product is annotated as telomerase reverse transcriptase. The transcript has 14 exons. Gene Ontology annotation, cellular component: telomerase catalytic core complex. Gene Ontology annotation, biological process: telomere maintenance via telomerase. The record is from RefSeq and is a predicted model, not a curated record. Bases 190 to 3930 code for a protein of 1246 amino acids. Lineage: Eukaryota; Viridiplantae; Streptophyta; Magnoliopsida; Solanales; Solanaceae. Gene Ontology annotation, molecular function: telomerase RNA binding; telomeric repeat DNA binding.
GAGUUAUUGGGAGGGAACGAAAGAAAGAAGUAGAUUUUCUUUACUGUUGACUUUUACCCCAAUAACCAUAGGGUAAAAAAAAAACGAUUUUCUCAAAUAGUUAAAGAGUCAUUACAGCUUUUCAGUUGUCACUCACAGCACUCUCCUUCUUAACACACUUUUCUCCGUUCGAUCCCUCGCCGGCCGGCGAUGAAGAGACGGAGAGUUCCAGAGAUUCUAUGGAGGUUGUUUGGCAACCGUGCACGUACUCUAGGAGAUACAAUCUUAUCUCUAAUUCCUCUAAAAACAUCGGCGAAUUGCCAAUGCAAGGGUCGCCGGUGCCUCGGAUGCGUUGGAGAAAAUGCCUCCAUGUCGUUUCUUCUUAGGGAAAACGAUCCAGAUGAUUAUCGGAAGCUUCUUAACCAGUGCUUCAUUGUCGUCUCCGAUCAAGCGCCUCCUCUUCGCAGCUAUGAUCCUCACUGCCGCUGGCCACAUCUUGAGCUUGUUAGAAGGACAAUUGAAAUGACAAUAAGUGAGCAGUGCAGCAGCUCUAACGUUAUAAGUUUUGAUUAUGAUAAGAUGAGACGCUUUAGUGACAUAGUAGAGGUUCUGACAUCACCAUCAUGGAGCCUUCUCCUUAAAAGGAUUGGGGAUGUUCUCAUGGUUUAUUUACUAAAGAACACCUCAAUAUUUUUGCGGCUCCCUCGAAACAAACAUCAUCAGGUGGCAGGAGUUCCGAUCAGUGACUUGUGCCUAAAAUCUCACCUGCACAUAUGUGCCACUAACUAUAAGCCUUCACUACUUCAUCCUGAAUCUUGGAAAAAGAGAAGUGUAGACGAAGUAUACUCAUCAGCGAGGAAAGAAAUGGGCAUUAGGAAAAAACGUGAGAUGGAGAAAUUAUCUACAAAAACUACAGUAUCUGCUGAAGCUAAUUCCGCUUGCUGUGAAGUGCUUCCAUGUAGAGAAGGACAGUGUCACUCGAACAGACAUACUGCAUCAUGUGGAAAGCGUAAAAGACAAUAUAAAUGGCAGCGUCAAAGGAAGCAUAGCCAGUUGAAGGCUCAAGGAACACAUUCCUUAAUCCCUUGUAUGAGUUCCAACACUAAGGACGAGUGGUUGGGAGAUCUGAAGUGUGAAGUUGAAAAGACAAAUGCUUGCUGCUCUUGUUGUUUGGUCUUUGAACCUCUGUCAGAGGUCAAAAAGGAAAUUCUAAUCAACAGGCGAACCAUGUUCUACAAGUUGGAUAGUUGUUCGUCAGUAUUCCCAUCCAAGCACAUCCUGAAUUCCUUGAAGCCAAACUCUUCUGGAGCAAAUAAACUCUUCAAGGAAAUUUUUGGAUCCCUUGGUGUUAAUGUCACUACUGAGGCAGCUCCUUGCGUGCAUAGCAGCAACUGUAAUCUCAUCGCAUCCUCGUGUCUAUACCAUUCAAUUAUUAAGUUGCUGAAAUCUCUCAUCCGCAAAGCUCACCAGUGCCAACACUUAAGGCUGUUGGAAAAACACUGUUCUGCUCCAUCAUUGGACCAAGGCACCAAAAAUAUUGCUGCAACUACCUUGGAGGGAAACAAAUCUGAGGCAAGUAUACUUGCAAAUGAUUGUCCGGAAAGUGGAUUGCCAUGCUAUGACUUCAAGUCUGAAAGUUGCAAUACAACUUCAGAAUCACAAUCCUCUCUUGUGGAGCCAACCAAGUGUUAUUGUCUGAAGAAGCAAGUUGUAUCAUUUGUUUGGGCUACUUGUCGAAGUAUAGUGCCCAUAGAUUUGCUGGGGACUCCUUCUAAUUGGAGAAUUCUAACGAAUAAUAUUUACAAUCUUGUUAAGCUACGAAGGUUUGAGAAAUUCAUGUCCAAGCAGUGCAUGAGGAAAGUUAAACUAUCUAGUUAUCCUCUACUAUCAGAUAAGUACUCCUUUUUAUUGAAACAUAAAUUACUUGAACGCUGGAUAUUUUGGUUGUUUUCUUCUUUUGUUGUGCCACUGGUUCAAGCCAACUUUUAUGUAACUGAAGCUGAGCAUCAGAAACAAGAUAUAUUAUAUUAUCGCAAGCAGACCUGGGAGAAUCUUAUUUCCAAAGCUGUGACUUGCUUAAGGGAUCAAGGUUAUAAAGAAUUAACUGCUGCAUCUGUCAGGAAAAUAACAAGGACUAGGUCAUUUGGCUUCUCAAAAGUUCGACUAGUUCCAAAAAAAAGGGGGGUAAGAAUGCUUGCAAAUCUUAAAGCAUCCCUAAAGUUGCCUAUGAAUCAUCCUCUGCGACCCAGAGGUCGGAGAAAAGUAGGCGCUGGUAAAAAUGUCAAAUGUCACAAUUACAAGUCUGUUAAUGAAGUCCUCAAAGAUUUGCAUUUAGUGCUCAAACAUAUAGUAGCAAAAGAACCAGAGAGGUUGGGUUCAUCUGUAUUUGACUACAACGAUGUGUAUAAAAGGCUUCUCCCUUUCUUAUCAAAUCUGAAGAGUGGUUUUUCUGUUGAACCUGGAGUAUUCAUCGUUGUAUCAGAUGUUGAAAGAGCUUUUGACUCUGUAGACCAAGAUAAGCUACUAAGCGUGUUGGAUGAUCUCAAUUUGGAGGAUGAAUAUAUUUUCAGCAAAGUUGUUCAAGUUGUGUGCACUAAGAAGUCACUGCGGAUUCCACAAAACUGGACAUUAGGGAGUAAAGAGAAUAUCCCUGGUCCUGCCAAUGUCUGGUCUUGUCUUCCCACUCACUUGUUGCGUGGCAUUCUUGUAAAGCAACAGGUGAAAGGCAGAAAAGUAAGAAAAGAACAGCUUCAAAAUGAUUUGAAGGAGCACAUAAAGCGCAAUGUGCUGCAGUUAGGUAUCAAGUUUUUCUUGCAAUCUGUUGGUAUACCUCAAGGAAGUGUUUUGUCCACUCUGGUCUGCUCGUUGUAUUACGGGCAUCUUGAGAACUCAGUAAUAUUUCCAUUUCUCGAGAAAACUUGUACACGUGCCCCUGGAUUUCCUUCUGAGGAACGUUUCCUUGAUGAUACAACUGCAAGAUAUAAUCAUCUAGUGGCGUGUAAACCUAAGUAUCUAUUGCUUAGGCUUAUUGAUGACUUUCUUUUCAUCUCAACCUCAAAGGAACAGGCUUCUAAGUUCUUCUCCCGGUUGCAGAGAGGGUUUCGUGCCUAUAACUGCAACAUGAAUGAACAAAAAUUUGGAACGAACUUUCAGAUGAAUAUUAUUCCAGGUUUGGGAUCGGAUAGAUUAUAUGUGGUUGAAGAUGGAACCUCAUUUCUUCGAUGGAGUGGACUAUUUAUCAACUGCUCAACCUUGGAAAUUCUGGCAGAUUACACGAGAGGUCGGCCUUGCUGUAAAUCUGGGAAAGAUCCAUGUACAUUUACUGAGUGUCCACUUUCCACAGGAAAGAUUGCCUUGGCUUGUUGUGCAAGGCAUUUCUGGCUUUCAAGAUGGUCUAAUUGGUACUUGAAUUCCCCGCUAAGUUCAGCCCUCACUGUUGGCUGGCUAAAUAAACCAGGACGUAACUUGAAGGCUAGGUUGUGCAGUUACCUUAGGCCAAAAUGCCAUCCUAUAUUCUAUGAUUCUAACAUAAACUCAGCAGUUGUGGUCAGACUCAACAUUUAUCAAGCUUUUCUUCUCUGUGCCAUGAAGUUUCACUGCUACAUCUAUGAUUUAUCAUGGUUGUAUAGAUUCAGCACCAAAUUUUAUGCAGAUGCUCUGGGAAAAUCAUUGAGGUAUAUGAAAAGGCUCAUCAAGAAGAGGAUGUAUUCCUUCAAAACUGGUUCAGAUUUUCGUCCAAUUCUUGAAGUGGGGAAAGGGGAAAUCGAAUGGCUUGGAUUAACUGCUUAUAAACAAGUGUUGAAGAGAAAACAGUCAAGGUAUAAGGAGUUGUUACAUGUAAUAGAGGCUAAGCUCAAAGCACUUGGUAACCUAGUAGAAAGUACAGCCUCAGUAUUGCAACAAGCCACAGAUAUUAAGCGUUCCUCCAUACUAUGGAAGAUUAAGUAUUGACAACAGAAGGAAACAUACCUGUUUUGAAGUAAUUUUUUUACCAUUAUGUCCACAGUGCACUGUGAUUGGAAAAGAAGGUUGUAAAUUUUCCAUAGCCUUCUAAAAUGAGCUUGAUAUGAAAAACUAAACCAUGUUUUGUUCCUGA